This is a messenger RNA of Bursaphelenchus xylophilus (pine wood nematode), 234 nucleotides long. The record is from the annotation of a GenBank genome assembly. Lineage: Eukaryota; Metazoa; Nematoda; Chromadorea; Rhabditida; Aphelenchoididae.
AUGCUCGUGGCUGUGACUGUGACUGUGGCUGUGACUGUGAUGAUGAUGGUGGUGAUGAUAACCGCCAUAGCCUCCGCCAUAAUACCCAUUGUAGUUGCCGUAAUUACCAUAAGUAUUGCCGUAGUACGGCUGUCUCCAUCCCCAUUGAGGCGCGGCCGACGUCGCAACGGCAAGAAGAAGGACGACAAAGAGAAUUCUAAGAAGCUUGGAGGCCAUGUUGAAAAACAAAGUUGA